This is a messenger RNA of Linum trigynum, 1186 nucleotides long. The record is from the annotation of a GenBank genome assembly. NCBI's taxonomy places the organism in Eukaryota, Viridiplantae, Streptophyta, Magnoliopsida, Malpighiales, Linaceae.
CUCAAUCAUUCACGGCCUAUCUCUCCAACUGCCAUGACCGCUUCUUCCUCCAUCUCCAGAACCUUCCUCUUGACUCUCAUCCUCCCCAGCAUCUGCCACCACAGCCAAAGCCUUCCUCUCAUCUCAAUCUCCUCCGCCUCCUCACUCUCCUCAAUCUUCCCUUAUCUUUUUCCCCUUCCUCAUCUGCAAUCUAACCCUCAAAUUGCUGCUGUGAAUCCCUUGUCCAAGGAGUUUCAAGUAAAACAAGUUUCAUUUUGCUAGAUUCCAACAAUUUUAUUCUCUGGAAGCUGAAUCUGAAUGGGUCAGUGAAGGGGGAGUUGUGGCAGAGCUUUUCGAUUAUGCUAUGGAUACCCUUCUCCUGGAUAAGAAAUUAGGAGCCGAACUCAGAUUUCCUAAAUUUUUUGCUAGCAACCGGUCGAGAUCCUUGAUCACCAAAUGGGUCGUCGUCUUCAAGAGGAGUGUGCGCAGAUAUGAAUCGUCCAAGAUUUUGGAGAUAUCAAAUCCAAGUCAGAUUGAUUUUACUCUUGCCGCCCUCAGUUCUAUCUCUGCCACUGAUUUAGAAUCCCGAUCGCUGCCUUCUUUAUUUGUUCUUCAGGGAUUUGGAGUUUUCUCUUUGCACCAACACUCUAUGACAAUCGUUGUUGCCCUUCAGCUCGUGCUUGAGUAUACUUCCAAAGCCGAGGCCAAAGCAGUAGAGGAGAUGACAUCGGAGAAGGAGAUAAAGAGACGGAGAGGGGGCGGCGGCGGCGGAUUUGGUGACAGAGAAUAUUCUGGAUCUGAACGAGGAAGGCUUGACGGUGGCAACAGAUGCAGGAGAAGAGCUAGUUUUUGGCUAUGGCAUUCUGGAUUUCUCCAUGGAGCUUGUGGCUAUGGUGGUUCUGCGUUUGGCUUUAGGGUAUAUGGAAUCAGAGAGAGACGUUUGGAGAGAGGAUGGAGAAAAUGAUCAAAAGAGUUAGGUUAAUUUAGGGAGCUUUUUUCAUGCAACUUUCAAAAUUCUAGUUAUUUUUUUAUUUCCCGAAAAGUUGCUAUUAUUGUUACAAACGCGAAAGUUUGGCUAUACAAAUGUAUUUUGCAUUUAUUUUUUAACAUAUAUGAAAAUAGAAUCAUUGUGCAGAUCACUUUAGAUUUUAUUCUUUUGAAAUACAAAUAUCUAAAUUCAUAGUUGAAAUGAAAUAAGGGUUAAUAC